Messenger RNA from Funneliformis mosseae, 1611 nucleotides. Lineage: Eukaryota; Fungi; Glomeromycota; Glomeromycetes; Glomerales; Glomeraceae. The record is from the annotation of a GenBank genome assembly.
AUGAGUUCUUAUAUUUCUCUCAAAAACAAAUCGGAUAAUGAAGCCAUUUCUUUAAUAUUGACUUCAUUAUUAGCAAAUCAAGUUGGGUUGACGAGUAUCCCGUUGAAUACAAAGACAGAGUUGGUUGCUUCUUUGUUAACUGAUCUCGACGAAACUGGAGUUCAAAAAAAAUGGAAUGAUAAUGUUCGUUUGCAAGCUUUACAAGUUCUAAAAAUUCUGGGACGCGAUGCGAAGGGAUGUGACAACUUGUUCUCCGAUGAGGGAUUUAAAAUAUUGUUAAUUCAUGCAAACCUCUUAGAUCCAGAAUCGGGAUCAAAAUCAUCUAUAAUUGCUGAUACACCGGUAACUCAAGAAUCUUUAACAUGUAUAGCAAACACGUUAUUGCUUGAAGAGAAUACGCGCGAACUGUUUGAUAAAUAUAAAUGUGUUCCGGGUGUAUGUCAAUUUCUCAAGGAUGAAGGGAUUUCAAUUAAAACCCAAUUUUUAUUGUCAAGAAUCUUGUUUGUCAUGACUGUUAGACCACAACCAGCUGUACAAUCCCUAAUCGAUGAUCUAGGAAUAAUUGAUGUUUUAUUUAAGAGUAUCAGUAAAUAUGUUGAAGAAUUAUCGAGUUCAAAUAAUUCUUCAAGUGAAGAUAUCAAUUCGUUGCCUAUAACCAGGGUUAUGGUGUUAAAUGAACAAUUAAAAUUAUUAUUUAAUUUAAUGAUGAAUGAUCCAAAAAUUGAACGUGAUAAUAAUCUACAAGUAAAGGGAAAAUCUGUUGAGUGUCCUAGUAAAUUUGAAAAGUUACUUUUACCUGUAUUAAAAAUACUUUUAAAAAUACCAAAAUCUAUGCAAUUACCACUUUCACCUCCGCAUUCACAUGCAAUUCAUGCAUUAUUAAAUUUCCCAGUAGAGCCAUAUAAAUCAAUCUGGUUCCCUCCAUCUAGUGAAAAAAAAGAACAAUAUGUUGUCUGUUAUAAUUUAAUCGAUAUGUUAAAAUCGAUGGUCUAUACGAUUGUAAAAAAUGACCCUGAUGAAAUUAUUAGUAAAAACGAAAAUAAUUUGGAUUUUGAUGAAAUCAUCACUCCUUUAGUUGUUUUAAUUAAAAAAUUAGCCGACGAAGAUAAUGAUGCUAAAAUUUUAAUAGGAAAUGAAUUAUUGCCAGAUAACGUAGAUCGAAGUAAACCUUUAGAAAAAGGAGAUAGUUUAACAUCUAGAUUGAUUAGGCUGAUGACUUCUGUUAUGUUACCACACUUAAAAGACAAUGUCAGCGAACUAUUAUUCAGUUUAUGCGAUCAAGAUGCAAACUUAUUUGUUCAUAACGUUGGUUAUGGAAAUGCAGCAGGAUUCUUAAUGAAUAGAAAUAUUAUGAUACCGCCAUCGACUACCGCUAAAUAUUCAGAUAAAUCAAUUAAUCCUAUAACAGGUCAAUAUUUUGAUAACGAAUUACCUUCUUUAUCAAAUAUGACUGAUGAAGAAAAAGAAAGGGAAGCAGAAAAAUUAUUUGUUUUAUUUGAACGUCUUAAAAAAACUGGUGUAAUGAAUGUGGUGAAUCCUAUUGAAGAAGCUAUAAAGUCUGGAAAAUUUCAAGAAUAUGAGGAAAAAUUCAAGGAAGAGGAGGAUGAUUAA